This is a messenger RNA of Aspergillus niger, 2067 nucleotides long. RefSeq lists its product as uncharacterized. The record is from RefSeq and is a predicted model, not a curated record. Gene Ontology annotation, molecular function: acyltransferase activity, transferring groups other than amino-acyl groups. Bases 1 to 2067 code for a protein of 688 amino acids. Lineage: Eukaryota; Fungi; Ascomycota; Eurotiomycetes; Eurotiales; Aspergillaceae. The transcript is spliced from 9 exons.
AUGGCCAUCGAGAUCCUUCCCCUCACAAAGGAGGACAUCCCCUCGGCCGUAGCAUGCAUCCAGAAAGCAUUCGCCGACGACCCGUAUUUUCAUUGGGUAUUCAACAAUAAAUCUGGGUUUCAGCCCUACCAUAUAAACAAGACUAAACAAAGUCAUGAACAGUUCAACAUCCACCGCAACGCCGCCUCUCUCGCCGCACACUUCCUCUACGGCCUUUCCUGCAACGAGCCCAUUUUCGUGGCCAAAUACACUACCAACACCCCCAGCGAUAAGAUUCCCACCGACUCCCCCGUCGUUGGAGUCUGCUGGUGGUACAGCCCGCAACCCCCGUCCGAACCUGUCCCCUGGUCCGUCUGGGCGCAAGACUGGAUCCUCUCCUUCCGCCAGCUGUACAACAACAUCCGGUUCGGUGGCCGUGGGGGGCUUAACGUCCGUCGUUACUGGCUCUGGAAAGCCCGGCAACAGGAGACUCACGACCGAGUUUGGACUGAUCCCCGCGGCUACUACUUCUGCAAUGUGAUCGCAGUCGACUCCUCGAUGCGAGGAAUGGGUCUGGGACGGAAAUUGGUUGAAGUAGUCAGUCAACAGGCUGAUCGAGAGGGAAUGCCUUGCUACCUAGAAAGUUCGAAGGGGUUCCCGAACCUGAUGAUCUAUGAAAAGUUGGGAUUUGAGAUGGUCAGCGAGAUUGAGUGUGUGGACGGCAAGGAUAAAUGCAAGUUGGACACUCGAUUGUAUUGGCGGUACUUGGCUAUGAUUUCUAACCUUCCGAAUAAGGUUGCCUUCGGUUCAGAUCGCGCAAUUCUAGCACGCUCUCUACUUUGCUUCCUUAAGGUUAGACCUUAUAUUCCCAAAAUAGUGACCCAUAAUUACCAAUUCACCUUCUUCAAUGUCUCCUUUCACUUGAUAGACCAUCUUCCACUGGUGCCAGUUCUCAGCAUGAUUCGGGGGAAAUCUAGGUUUACGAAAUACAUUGUCGCUGCAUUCGCCAGUUAUAUUAUUCUCACACUUCUAUUCAGUGGCACUGGGGGAAAGUAUUGGAAACAGGACUGGGUGAGAAUCGCGCGGUCCACGCUUGAGGAUCGGGCGCUGGAGCAUAUUCAGAAUGAGACGCUUGGGUUUGAACACAUAUAUGCCAUUGGGCUGAAAGAACGAACCGAUAAGCGCGAUUUCCUUAACCUCGCUGCGUCAAUAGCCGGGUUUCGGGUUGAAUGGAUAGAUGGGGUACAUCCAGAGGACAUGAGCGAGAAGGCUCUGCUCAACGAUAACUUAUUAGCACCAUCCGAGAUUGGAUGCUGGCGCGCUCAUAUGAACGCUUUGAGCAAUAUGGUCCAAAACUCCUACUCGACUGCGCUUAUCCUUGAAGACGACGCAGACUGGGACGUUAACAUUAGGCAGCAACUCCGCGAAUUUGCCCGAGGCGUGCGCGCGUUAACCAGAAAUGCUAAUACGACCAAGAGCGCUCCCUACGGCACCAACUGGGACAUCCUCUGGGUGGGAGGAUGCGCUUCAUCUGCCGCUCCCAACGAGACUCAAUUCUAUGCCAUCCCACAUGACCCAACUGCCCCCAGUGUUGAUCACCGUGGUACAUGGGGCGGCCCCCUCGACUCAUGGAAAGAGAAUUACCCUGAGACAUCGACUCGUUUCAUUUAUCGGGCCGAUAUGGGCUGCUGCACCUAUGGGUACGCGGUGACAAAGCGAGGCGCGGAGAGAAUCCUAGCAGCCUUAGCGGUCGACCGACUCGUGGCUGCAGUGGAUAACUCCAUGGCUGAUAUGUGUGGUGGUAAGGAUGGCCGUUCGCAGAUUGAGUGUUAUGCGCCGUUUCCCAACAUUAUCGGGACGUACAAGGCGGCCGGUCUUGCUUCGAAGGAUUCGGACAUCCGUGAAGGCAGCGACGAAUGGCACGAGGCACAGGCCUGGAAUCUCAUGUACAGCACCCGAUUGAAUAUUCAUCGACUGGUGGCUGGUAGGGAUACCGUAUAUGCGCAGUAUGAUGAGGGUUUUCCUUGGUCGCGGCGCGUGUUGAAUUGGAAGGAGUUCGAGUACCCCAGGGGUUAUCUAGUUUCUUGA